This is a messenger RNA of Nematostella vectensis (starlet sea anemone), 2790 nucleotides long. RefSeq names its product mitochondrial intermediate peptidase. Lineage: Eukaryota; Metazoa; Cnidaria; Anthozoa; Actiniaria; Edwardsiidae. Gene Ontology annotation, molecular function: metalloendopeptidase activity. Gene Ontology annotation, cellular component: mitochondrion. The coding region runs from base 11 to 2110 and encodes 699 amino acids. The transcript has 4 exons. The record is from RefSeq and is a predicted model, not a curated record. Gene Ontology annotation, biological process: peptide metabolic process.
UGCUCACAUAAUGAAGAUACUAACUAUAUGCAGAAGAAACAGAUUGCGAUCUAUUUUGUGCAAGCAUCAAUCUGUUUUUAGGGGAAAACCAGGGAAAUCUGUCAACACCUGGAGUUCGCUGGCCACGGCUUUUAACUACCCUGGGCCUAGGAAAGAUGAACAUCUACAUCCCACUGGUCUAUUUGGUGUCCCGGAACUAAAUACCAAGUCUGGGUUCCAGCAAAUGAAGAAUACAGCACUAAGUGCUGGGUCAGACUUGGUUAAGAAAGUUUUAAGUAAAACUGGGCUAGAGCUGGUGGAAGUGUUUGAUGAGUUGUCUGACACCCUCUGUAGAGUGGCUGACUUGGCAGAGUUUGUGAGGGUGUCACACCCUGAUCUAGAGUUCCGGGAGGCAGCCGAGGAGACUUCGCUCAGUGUUAGCAAUUUCGUUGAGACUCUUAACACUAAUCACAAACUUUAUAGCGUUUUGAAAAAUGCUUUCUAUAAUGAAGGAGAUGCAAUGUCUGAGGAGACGCGCAAAGUUGCAGAACUUUUUUUGUUUGAUUUUGAGCUUAGUGGGAUUCAUCUAGAGGAGCAGAAGCGCCAGCAGUUUGUGGAGCUCCAAGAUGCAAUACUCAUUCUUGGGUCGCAGUUUUCACAGGGAGCCGGCCUGCCUGUGCUAUUACCAAAGGGCGACUGUCCUGACAGAAUCAAGAAUUCAUUCCCAGUUAGUGGAGACAAUGUAGCUAUUGAUACAAUGUAUCUUGAAUCAAGCAAUGAGGAGCUAAGAGAGUUGGCUUUUCGAUCACAUUUGCAUCCAAUACCAGAACAGUUACACUGCUUAGAUCUGUUGCUUUCUUCACGUAACGAACUGGCACAACUUGUAGACUUCCCAACCUUUGCCCAUCGUGCACUUAAAGGUACCAUGGUGAAAACACCAAAGAACGUGAUGAACUUCUUGGUACAAGCAUCUCAAAAGCUUAAGAAGCCUGCAGAAAAAGAACUUAGAAUUCUUGAGAGCAUAAAAAAGAUGGAAUCUGGUAAAAAGCAAAUCAAAAUAAUGCCAUGGGAUUUCCAGUAUUAUACUGGGCUCGCCAAAACUCAAGCCUUGAAGCUGAACUCUUUAUCUUUAUCAGCUUACUUUCCACUUGGCUCUUGUAUGGAGGGUCUGAAUUUCAUCUUUCAGAAUAUUUAUGGUAUCACUUUAGAGCCAGAGGAUGCAUCUCCUGGAGAGCUGUGGUCCACUGAUGUACAGAAGCUUGGUAUUGUGCACGAGCAAGAAGGCCUAUUAGGCUAUAUCUAUUGUGACUUUUUUGCAAGGCCGGAAAAACUUCAGCAAGACUCCCAUUUCACCAUAAAAGGUGGCAGAAUACUCAAAGAUGGCACUUACCAGCUUCCAAUUGUGGCCAUCAUCUGCAACUUUCCUCCACCAUCACCAUCAGGCCCCUCCCUCCUAACGCAUGGCAUGGUGGAGAAUCUAUUUCAUGAGAUGGGUCAUGCCAUGCACUCUAUGCUUGCGCGGACCAGAUACCAGCAUGUUACAGGGACCAGGUGCUCCACAGAUUUUGCUGAGGUUCCCUCUGUUCUGAUGGAGUACUUUGCCUGGGAUUCAAGGGUGCUCAAUAAGUUUGCCAGGCAUUUUAGGACUGGGCAGCCUCUACCAGAGGAGAUGGUCAAUAAACUAUGCCAGUCAAGAAACAUGUUUGGUGCCCUGGAGAUGCAGAGACAGAUCUUGUAUUCCAUAGCAGAUCAAAUCUACCAUGGCAAACAUCCACUCCAGAAGAACACCACAGAUAUCAUGUCGGACAUCCAAAAGGAGCACACAGUCAUCCCAUUUGUUUCAGGUGUUGCCUGGCAGCAGAGGUUCAGUCACCUUAAUGGAUAUGGAGCCCGGUAUUAUUCCUACCUAUGGUCUAGGGCAGUAGCCUCCAUGGUGUGGCAUCAAUGUUUUCAUGCUAAUCCCUUUUCCCGAGAGGUUGGGGAUCGCUACAGAAGCCAGAUGUUGGCACAUGGAGGAGGAAAGGAUCCUAACGCACUUGUUGCUGGGAUGUUGGGCAAGGAGCUUACUACAGAGGACAUGGUGCAAGCACUGUGGGACGACUUGGCUGAUUGCAACCCUUUCUACUUGUAGCUGAAGUUAUAAAAACAGUGAAAACAUUCCUUAAUUUGUUUAAAAAGCGAUUUAAACCAACCACAAUGUUUUCAGACACUAAAGUAAGCUUGGUAUAAAAAUUAACAGAGAUGAUGAUAUUUAGUAAAUAUCUCUAAGUUUAUCCUUUUGUUGAAUUUGUCCCAAGUAGCAUGGCAACAUAUUCAGAGAAAUUGAUAAAAUGACUGCAGCCCUGAUGAAUAUGUUUUCUGUUUGAGAAAAACUGCCCUGAUCUUUCCUGUCCUUCACUAUGACAUCAAUAUGCAGGCAUGUGUCCAGAGGGGAAGUCCCUGGGGUCCUGACCCCACCCUCCUCUAAUAACAAGAUAAGUUUGACACUGGUUGGCCCCUUUCUUGGUAGUUAACAAGUUGUUUAAUUUUAUGUCUGUAUUUUGAUAGAUAAAGUUUCUAGAUGGAUCUAGUGAUAUGUUACCAGAGCUAAGGAUGCCUAUUUGAACUUAAUUGAUCUGUGAAUCAUUACACUGGACCUUGUGUUUCUCCCUAGAUGCAUCAGUUAUGAUCAGGUAUAUAAGAUUUUUAAUGUGCCUUGACACCUCCUACCUAUCAAUACAAGGGUGCCUGUAAAAAAAAACAUGUUCUUUUUAGCAUUACUGUAUAAUAAAAUUUUGGAAGUUAUUUUGAAUAAAAAAGAAAGUACUACUA